This is a messenger RNA of Zymoseptoria tritici IPO323, 1575 nucleotides long. RefSeq lists its product as uncharacterized. The coding region runs from base 37 to 1575 and encodes 512 amino acids. NCBI's taxonomy places the organism in Eukaryota, Fungi, Ascomycota, Dothideomycetes, Mycosphaerellales, Mycosphaerellaceae. Gene Ontology annotation, biological process: carbohydrate transport; transmembrane transport. The transcript is spliced from 9 exons. Gene Ontology annotation, molecular function: carbohydrate:proton symporter activity. The record is from RefSeq and is a predicted model, not a curated record. Gene Ontology annotation, cellular component: membrane.
UCGCCUGACUUUUAUCUUUUUCGUCCAUUCGCCAAGAUGACUCUCAUCACGAGGUUCAUCCAGAAUGAAGCGGCGAAGAAUGAUCCAAAGGAGAUCUACAACUGGAGGGUGUAUCUGCUCUGCGCCAGUGCUUGCUUCGGUGGUAUGCUGUUCGGAAUGGACACUGGCAUCAUCGGAGGCGUCCUCAAGCUCGAUCCUUUCAGAGCGAGAUAUGGUCUUCCCAAAGCCGGCGAGAACAAGACCCUGUCCGCUAACCUCGAAGCGAACAUCGUGUCGACUCUACAGGCCGGAUGCUUCGUUGGUGCGUUGGCGGCGUUCUAUGUCGCAGACAAGCUCGGGCGACGCUUGGGUUUGAUGAUUGCUGCGGUGCUUGCGACUAUCGGCGCUGUUUUUCAGGCGUCUGCGGCUGGGCACUUUCCUGUGCUGUAUAUUGGGAGAUUCGUCGCAGGUGUCGGUGUCGGAGCCGCAUCGAUGAUCACUCCUCUCUAUACAUCCGAGAACGCCCCUCGAGCCAUUCGUGGAGCUCUGACUGGCAUGUAUCAAUUUUUCAUCGUGACUGGAGUGUGUAUUGCAUUCUGGAUCAACUACGGCUCUCUCCUCCACAGCUCCGGCACGAGGCAGUACGUGGUUCCACUGGCGUUGCAGGGUCUGCCAGCCAUUCUGCUAUUCUUUGGAAUGCUCACCAGCAGUGAGACACCGCGAUGGCUCGCCCGACAAGACCGCUGGGAAGAAGCUGGCGCCGUUCUCUCCCGCAUUCGCCAUCUUCCCCAAACCCAUCCGUACGUCCAAACCGAGAUCAAAGAAAUGUUCGAGCAACUCGAGUGGGAGCGCCGAAUCAUCCGCGGAGCUCGACCCAUCGAUCUGCUGCGUGAGAUGUUCACCAUCCCCGGCAACCGCAAGCGAGCAUUUAUCACCAUCGGCUUGAUGAUAUGCCAGCAGAUGACUGGAACGAACGCAAUCAACUACUACUCGCCCACCAUUUUCUCCAACCUCGGGCUCACCGGGACCGUCAACUCCCUCUUUGCCACGGGCGUCUACGGCGUCGUCAAAAUGGUCGGCUGCGCGUUCUUCCUGCUCUUCGUCGCCGACUCUCUUGGGCGGAGGAAGUCCUUGCUCUGGACUUCCAUCGCGCAGGGCUUGUGCAUGUACUACAUCGGGACGUACAUCCGCAUCUCUCCGCCUAAAGCGGGAUCUGCGGUUCCCCCUGCGGGAUAUGUUGCCAUUGUGGCGAUCUAUCUUUUCGCUACACUCUUCCAAUUCGGAUGGGGUCCGGUUUGCUGGAUUUAUGUAUCUGAAAUCCCCACCGCUCGACUCCGUGCCAUGAACGUCGCUCUCGGAGCCGCGACGCAAUGGCUCUUCAACUUCGUUGUAGCUCGAGCCACGCCCAAUAUGAUCGCUACGGUUGGAGAAGGCGGAUAUGGGGCAUACUACAUCUACGGCACAUUCUGCUUCCUCAUGUUCAUCUUCACCUGGUUUCUCAUUCCAGAGACGAAGGGGGUAUCUUUGGAGAAGAUGGAUGAGUUGUUUGGCGCUAAGGGCGAGGUGGAGAUCACUGCUGUUGAGAGCAGUAGGUAA